AUGGCACUUUCUGGUGCCUCGAUUGACCCAUGGGGACUUUCACUGGCACUCAGUCGAUUGAAAAACGCAUCGGUUCGAGCUCCGUCGCUCCCUUUGGGUAGUCUGAGAAAUCCAACCCCCAGCACCCUCCAACAGGACGCAUUUGAUAUCCCUCUGAAGACUUCGAAUCGCUAUCCCUACAUUCCUCUGGAACCAAGCAAGAAUCAGAUUCGAAUUCUGCGUAGAAAUUCUUCGACGGAUACGGGACCCUUGAAAUUUACAAUGCAGGCGGUAUCUUUGGACACUGAACCCACUUACGAAGCUCUGUCAUAUACCUGGGCUGACGAGACCGGCAACACGGAUCAAGAUGAAAGCGUCAUUAUUGAUGGGCAAGCGAUUGCGGUGACUCGAAGUUUGGAAGCUGCGCUGAGGGCUAUUUUUCUCGACGAUCCGACAAAAGCUUUGUGGAUUGACGCUAUUUGCAUCAACCAGGUGGAUGUCCACGAAGUCAACGAACAAGUACGCAAGAUGAGUACUAUCUAUGAGAGUGCAAGCGGCGUUAUAGCUUGGCUUGGAGGCGACUAUUCUAACUCGACAGAAGCAAUCAAGUUUUUGCGCAACUUCAACAAUAAGACAGUGGGCGAGUGCAUGUACGAAACUUCAGGGCCCUGGCCCGAUGAUCUCAUCCCUUCUAAAGAAGUCAUUCAUGGUAUUAUUGGGAUUGUACAGCUAUUUGCACGGUCAUAUUGGACCCGGUGCUGGGUUGUGCAAGAGAUUGCAUUCGCAAAAUCCGUGGUUGCCCUUAUGAUUCGAGCUUUGAAUAUCGCAAAUGUCGGAUACUUACUGAGUGGACUAUACCGGGAGGGGCCCAUAGGCAUAGAUCACUCAGACCAUACUAAAAUGGAUGCGCCGCUUACAGCAGUUGGAGCGAUUUUGAAAAGACAUCGUCGAAAGAUAUCAGCAGAUCCACGAGACAGAAUCUAUAGCCUUGUUAGCUUGAUAGCACCAGAGAAACAGAUUAGGAUCCCAAUUGAUUACAGCUUAGAAACACAGCCUCUCUUUGAGAUGGUAGCUACUUUCAUCGCGACCGAGGAAAAAGAUUUAAGCAUUUUAUCCGAAAACAAGACGUUCUGUUCGAUUGAUUCGGAAGGGAACAAGGUCAAUUCGUACUCUUCUUCCCCGUCUUGGGUUCCGGAAUGGCUUGCCACUGCAGGUCCAGACAAGCAAAUCACUGAAGUUGGCAAAUUGAUGCCUGGUGAGCAUCCCGACUUGAGCUACCUCGAAUUCUUCGAUCCACUCUACAACUGGUGGUCAAUUUUCCAUUCCCUUGGUAAGAGAGAUAUGUUUAACAAGCAUGGAUUUGCAGACUUGGUCAACUACGGGGACUAUUAUAAGCAGUGCGAGAUGUUUCCAGACCUUGCUAUCGUCCAUAAUGACAACCUGUCUCGACAACUCACGAUUCUGUUCUCCGUUUACUUCCCUGACGACAAAACUUGGCUGCCGGAUUUUGAUAGGGAGACUCUCAUCACUGAGGAAGUGAAAACCCGGGCAGAAUCAGCAAUGUGGCGACUCAUAAGGUGGUGUGGGAAACGGAAGAUUAUCGUAGUUGAGAAUUCAAUUGCUGGGAUGGGACCUCAGUGCGCCGAAACCGGGGACAUUGUCGCCAUUAUUCCUGGAUGCAAAGUACCUGUGGUUUUGCGGAAUGCGAAAAGUUCCGGGGACGAAUACUACAACGUAGGCGACUGCUACGUUGAGAACAUCAUGGACGGUCAGGCUAUGAAGGAUAUUGAGAGUGGCUCGAAGUCUUUCGAAACGAUCAAAAUUCUUUGA
Messenger RNA from Glarea lozoyensis ATCC 20868, 1809 nucleotides. RefSeq lists its product as uncharacterized. The transcript is spliced from 3 exons. The record is from RefSeq and is a predicted model, not a curated record. Bases 1 to 1809 code for a protein of 602 amino acids. NCBI's taxonomy places the organism in Eukaryota, Fungi, Ascomycota, Leotiomycetes, Helotiales, Helotiaceae.